Cavenderia fasciculata is the source of this 1161-nucleotide messenger RNA. RefSeq lists its product as uncharacterized. The record is from RefSeq and is a predicted model, not a curated record. The coding region runs from base 1 to 1161 and encodes 386 amino acids. The transcript has 5 exons. NCBI's taxonomy places the organism in Eukaryota, Evosea, Eumycetozoa, Acytosteliales, Cavenderiaceae.
AUGAAGAAGAUUUGUUAUAUGUUGUAUUAUAUAUUGAUGGAUGGUGAGGAAGAAGAAGAAGAAGGAGUUGACCUGACAGACCUCCUCCACGUUCGUUGUCGUUUACGCGGCCGCCUCAUCAACUCUGCAACCAGAGAUCUCAUCUCAACAGUCGUAUUCUUCCAUGGAUUAACAUCCCCAUACUAUAAUCAUCAUAAUCAUAAAUGUCAUAUGAACUUCAACAACCGUCAGAUAGGAUAUGAUACUGUGCAUAGUACUCGGAUAUCUCAACGAGAUCAUCAUAUGAUGAUUCCUUUUUUUGUUUAUGAUGUCAUUGUCAUUGCUAUGAUGUAUAAAUCAAUCAUUUUAAUUUUCGCCAUCUUUGUAGCCUCAUGUUUGGCACAAAAUGUUACCACCUCUGUUCAAAUUUGUCUACCAUGUGGUGAUAAAUUAUCUUGUGAUCCAACCAACCCAUGUUUCAAUGUAACUCUUCCAGCCGUCUGUGUAACUGCCGCCGAUCCAUGCAAUGCUACUGCAUUAAUCUACUUUUCCGUCAACGUCACUGGUACCGAUGUCACAUUUACUCCAUACUCUGACAACAAGUGUCAACGUUUGAUUGAUGGUGCCGCCGAAAACGGAACCUGUGGCAAGUGUAACGAAGAGACUGGAGUUUCUUUCAACUGCACUCAAGAUAAUGGAACCACCUCUACCACAUCUGGUAACUCAACUACCACUGGUGCCACCACCUCUGAUACCACUACUGCUGGUACCACUGCUGGAACCACCACCAACUCUACUACCACCACCGCUGGUACUACUGCCGGAACCACCACCAACUCGACUACCACCUCUGAUACCACUACUGGAGCCACUACUACUGGAACUACCACCAACACUACUACUGGUGCCACUACUGCCGGUACUACUACCAACACUACCACCACCUCUGAUACUACCACUGGCGGCGUAACCACUGCCACCACUACUGCUGGUACUACCACCAACACCACCUCUACUGGAACUGCUACUGCCACCGCUACCGCCACCACCACUGCCACCACUACCGCCACUUCAACUGGUCCAUCAUCAAGCGACAGUGACGAUUCCCAACAUGGUUCUGGUUCAUCUAUCAAGGCUACCUUUGCUUUGGUUAUUUUAGGCUUCAUUGCUUUAAUUCUUUAA